AUGGAAUGUUUUCGACAAAUCUUCCGGUGUUUCAAGGCACCAUCCAAGAAUAACGAGCCACGAGCAAUUGAGAUCGGUCCCCCCACCAACUUCCGGAAGGAGGAACUACCUGCUUGUUUCUCGGAUGCCGAGUCAGUCGUAUCGCCCCAUCACAGCAACCCCGAGCGACCCAUUCUGACCAAGGAGCCACAGUGCGUUGACGUCGCAAGUGAGCGGGCAAGUGGUGAUGGAAAAAAUCGGGGCAACGAUCGAAAUGGUGGAUCUCCAACCGUCCCCCAAGUCGAAGGUCCAAAGCCAGGUUCGCAGGAUGAGCUUGAGCCCGAGCAACAGCCGCAGGAUGGCGCAGUCCGCCUCCGGAAGCGUGCGAGGUUAAUGAAAUGGCUUCGGCCAGCUUCAGUGGAGACUCAAUCAGCAGACAAAUGA
Molecule: messenger RNA, 423 nt
Organism: Penicillium chermesinum
Lineage: Eukaryota; Fungi; Ascomycota; Eurotiomycetes; Eurotiales; Aspergillaceae
Exons: 2
Coding region: 1-423 (140 amino acids)
Source: RefSeq, a predicted model, not a curated record